CUCAUAUCGGAAAGCUUGCGAACGUGCCUGGUCGACGAGAUUGCCGUUUUAUCACAAACGAUACAGGGAGGCGUGCAGAGUUUUAGUUUAAAUUUACCAGUGUCCACGUGUACUUGCAUACAAUUUCAAACAAAAAUGGGAAUUAAUUUAGGCGACGUUUUCCCUAAUUUUGAGGCGGAAAUUUUCGAUGAAACGGCCGCAAAUGGCUUAAAGAAAAUAAAGUUUCAUGAAUGGAUUGGAAAGGACAGCUGGUCGAUCCUAUUCUCCCACCCGAGGGACUUCACCCCGGUAUGCACGACCGAACUGGGAAUGGUUAGCCAGUUAGUGGACGAUUUCGCCAAGAUGAAGACGAAGGUGAUCGCCCUCUCAUGUGACAGCGUGGAGGAACACAAGGGCUGGUCCAAGGACGUUAUGGAUUACAGCAAACAGAAGGCGUUCGGCUUCCCGAUCAUUUCCGACCCGAAGCGCGAACUAGCGAAGCAACUGGGUAUGAUUGAUCCGGAUGAGCAGACGGAAACUGGGAUGCCAUUGACUUGCCGGGCUGUUUUCAUUAUCGGACCAGACUACAAACUGAAGCUGUCUAUGCUGUAUCCGGCUACCACCGGUAGAAACUUUGAUGAGAUCAAAAGGGUAGUGACCUCACUGCAGCUAACAGCCACAAAGAAAGUCGCCACCCCGGCUAACUGGAAGCUCGGGGAUAAGUGCAUGGUCAUCCCGUCCCUGAGCCUAGAUGAAGCCAAGAAGUUGUUCCCCAAGGGCGUUGAGGUCUGCCAAAUGCCCUCGGGCAAGGGUUACAUGAGGUUUACCCCCGACCCCUCGGACAGUUAGAUCUUGUAUCAGGAUCGUGUAUGCCACUCGCGUUGACAAAUUAACUAACUUGACGCUGUCAUAACGUUUAGUUUACAAUAGGUGGUAUUCAAUGUUGAAAUCUGAUAUUUAUCUAACAAUGGUAAGAGAACGGUUGUUUUAUGCAACUGCUCAUUUUUUGCGUUCAAGAUUGAAGCGUUUAUUCUUAAUUCAAGUAAUUUUGCUUGGUUUUUGAACAAUAUACACGUCUAAUGUCAGACUGUACAUUAUUGUAGGGUUGAAUAUUGAAUGCCACCCUAUUGAAACUAUAAAGAUACGCAAUAUUGGAAAUAAUAUGUUUUUGAUAUGUUUUGUGAUUAGACCAGUUAAUAUCCAUAUACAUAUUCAUUACAGUGUUAUUGCAAUCGAAGUGCUUAUGAAUACUAUUGUGCUCUGUUAAGCUUAAUGUUGAUCUUGCGGAUUAGCUUAAUAUCUAUCACAUAAAUAAAUUGCAUUGAAUGGCAGCAAAAGUUGAGUUGUUGAUAUUAAAGAAAUAUAAGUAAAUAUCAAAUUAGCCGUAAAAUUGUUCCUAUUUAUGGGAAAUGAUAACAUCUUCAAUUUUAAGUUCAUUUUAUAUAAUUUCGCAACGUUUUUUAUAUUACAAUCAGUUGAAUUUGUAUUGAUAGCCCGAUUAAACCCAAACAAUCUU
Mya arenaria is the source of this 1495-nucleotide messenger RNA. Its product is annotated as peroxiredoxin-6-like. The transcript has 6 exons. Gene Ontology annotation, cellular component: mitochondrion; cytosol. Gene Ontology annotation, molecular function: peroxiredoxin activity. Gene Ontology annotation, biological process: cell redox homeostasis; cellular oxidant detoxification. The record is from RefSeq and is a predicted model, not a curated record. NCBI's taxonomy places the organism in Eukaryota, Metazoa, Mollusca, Bivalvia, Myida, Myidae. Bases 136 to 828 code for a protein of 230 amino acids.